ACUGGGGCACACAGCAAUCGGCAGCGCAAAUUCUUCACGUCGUCGCAGCUGUCUGGAUUUUCGAAUUUUCUUCCCUUUGCAACUUCAAAAACAGCAAAAAAAGGAAAACGCCGGUUUCCUUGCUCUUCUCUUUCCACCAUUACAAAGACCUCUUCGCCCUUAAACAUCCUGCCUUCAUAAAAUAAGAAGAUAUGGGGGGCAAGACCGGUAACAAGGCUGGGUACUUCGACAAGCUCAAGGGCUUGCUCGAGGAGUACAAGUCCAUCUUCAUCGUCGGUGUCGACAAUGUCAGCUCCCAGCAAAUGCACGAGAUUCGCCAGUCGCUCCGCGGCGAGGCUGUCGUGCUGAUGGGCAAGAACACCAUGGUUCGCCGUGCGCUGAAGACGUUCCUCACCGACUCGCCCGAGUACGAGCGCCUCCUGCCCUUCGUCAAGGGCAACGUCGGUUUCGUCUUCACCAACGACGACCUGAAGGUGAUCCGUGACAAGAUCCUGGCCAACCGUGUCAGGGCCCCCGCCCGUGCCGGCGCCGUCGCCCCCGACGAUGUCUGGGUCCCCGCCGGAAACACGGGCAUGGAGCCCGGCAAGACCUCGUUCUUCCAGGCCCUCGGUGUCCCCACCAAGAUCGCCCGUGGUACCAUUGAAAUCACCACGGACCUGAAGCUCGUCGAAGCUGGUGCCAAGGUCGGCCCCUCGGAGGCCACCCUGCUCAACAUGCUCAACAUCUCGCCCUUCACCUACGGUCUUACCAUCCAGCAGGUCUACGACGAGGGCAACGCCUUCCCCGCGAGCGUCCUCGACAUCAGCGAGGACCAGCUCCUCAAGACCUUCUCGUCGGCCAUCACCACCAUUGCCGCCGUCUCGCUGGCCCUCAACUUCCCCACCCUGCCGUCCGUCAUCCACUCCAUGGUCAACGGCUACAAGAAGGUCAUCGCCGUCGCCCUUGGCACCGAGUACAGCUGGCCUGCUGUUGACGAGCUCAAGGACCGCAUCGCCAACCCCGACGCCUACGCCUCGGCCGCUCCCGCCGCCGGCGCUGGUGGCGGUGAUGCCCCGGCCGCCGCCGAGGAGAAGAAGGAGGAGGAGGAGGAGGAGCAGUCCGAUGAGGACAUGGGCUUCGGUCUCUUCGACUAAACGGAUCACCUUCUCGACGCUCUGAAGAUAUGACUGCCAAACGCCUGCAGUUUUUUUUGGCCACCAUUGAGACUAGAUUUGUGCGAGCUACUGCCUGCUUCGCAGCAAUGAAAUCUUGUCCUGGCUACCCCCGCUCCCCGUUGUUGUGAAGAGCAGUGAGGUGCUGUGUUUCUUGUGAUUAGGACGCAACACGCGAGCCUUGUCCGCACAUCUAGAGACAGAUUCUACAUGCACUGCCCGUAUCGUGAUGUUUUGCAUUGUGCCACUAUGUAAAUCUGUUACUCCGUAAAUGCCUAGAUACUUGGGUAUUCAUAUUGGGCAGUAGAUUUUCAUGGGUCUGCUGAGCUUGGUACCCAGGUAGGGUAAGGACCCAGGUAUCUUACCUACCACUCAAUUAGAGAUAACAGCCAGCACAUUGACGUAGCUUCAUGUCACUGGGGCGUACGGUAAAGUCAGCGCAGGGAAAAUGUGAAUUUCAUUAUCAGAUCGGACAUAACAUCAUAAAUCAAGCAUCCUUGAUCUUUACCGUAACCUGUGCGUCGUCAAGGAUAUCCUGAGCA
Molecule: messenger RNA, 1693 nt
Organism: Gaeumannomyces tritici R3-111a-1
Lineage: Eukaryota; Fungi; Ascomycota; Sordariomycetes; Magnaporthales; Magnaporthaceae
Product: 60S acidic ribosomal protein P0
Exons: 3
Coding region: 192-1133 (313 amino acids)
Biological process (GO): ribosome biogenesis; ribosomal large subunit assembly; cytoplasmic translation
Cellular component (GO): cytosolic large ribosomal subunit
Molecular function (GO): large ribosomal subunit rRNA binding; structural constituent of ribosome
Source: RefSeq, a predicted model, not a curated record